UAAAAAAUUCAGUGUUCCUUUAAAACUUUCAAUUUCAAAAAUUUGGUAAAAAAAAGACUCCGUAUGAUGUAUUAGAUGUCCUUUGAAAUUAAUUACUACCUCUGUUUCAUAUUUUUUACAGCGUUGGAAUAUUUUAUACUACCUUCGUAUACAAUAUUUACAAAUAAUACCCAAAAAAUUAAAGAAAAAAGUUGUUUAGUAGUGGGAAUCAAAAACCGUUAUAGAAUUGAACCUUCAAUAUUUAUAUUGUGGGCCCCACCAUCCGGUAACCGGUAAGUCUUUUCCACCGUCCAUCCGCCAAGUUUCACCACUCGUUGCCCCCUCCACUUCCCAAAGACCCAAAACGAGCAACAUCUUAAAGGGUAAAACAGUAAAUUCAGCCUCUUACCCAAACCAAACCCUUAUAAAAAGGAAAAAAAAAAAGACUUUUAAUUUUAAGGUCCAUUGAAACACAACAAGUCACGUGACAUAAUACACGUGACACUCACACAUUCCUCCCUCUCACAGUCCACGUCAUCAAAAGUGGGACCCAAUUCCCUUCCCCUUUGGCGCGCUUGCAAUUUCAUCCUACGUGUCACCCUGGUAAAUAAACCAACAUUCCAAGGGCAAAACAGUAAAAACAGUUCGAACUAGAGAAACACUAAAACAACUUUCAGUUCAUAACAGAAAGAGGCAGCAAACAGCAACACACAACAAAAAAAUUAAACUAAACUCAACUGAAGAACAACAAACAUCAACAAACAAACCCAGAAAAUACGGAAUAACCUAUGCAUUUAUCCUACAAUUAAUCAAACUACACUUCAAUGGAUGAAACUCAGAAAAUGACGGCGUUGAAGAAGGCUUAUGCGGAGAUAAUACUGAAUACGGCGAAGGAAGCGGCGGCAAGGAUAAUGGCGUCGGAGAGAAAAUCACAACAAUUUCAUCACGAUCUUAAUUGUACUAAAGAGGAAGCUCUUCGUCUUUUACUCCGUCAAAAACAAACUAUGGAUGCUAAAAUAAAUGAAGUGGAGAUGAAAUCCUUAAACCAACAAAGAAGAAUAGAAGAGCUAGAAGCUCAGCUCCAAGAAGCUGAGGAUAUAGUGAGUAACCUGAGAGUAGAGCUGAAUGAGGCGCAUAUGAAGUUGGAGGAAGUAGCAAAUAACCAAACAAAGAAUUCACCAGAUACGACUGAAAGGGAUGAUCACUGUGAAGAAGGAACCGAACAGCCUGAGAAUGGGCUAUCUGAAGCUGUCUCAGUUGCGCAAACUAUUUCCUUGGACAUAUCAGCAAAUGGGCAUUAUGUUUCAGAAAAUUCUUUAGCGGAGUUUGGUUAUUCUGGUGAUCCAGUUGUUCCUUCAAUAAUUAUGAGAAGCAAAAAACCUGAGCUAUAUAGAAACGGCUGCACACAAAGGAUACGUGCGUAUGAAGGGAGUCUUAUAAAUGGCCAUUUUUCUCUGUCUGGAGAGUCGGAUGAUUUGAAAAAUGAGAAAGCUAUAAGCGAAGAUAAAGAAAGUGAAGGGAUGUACAUGGCUCCUGUAGUUGCUGAUACUACAUUUUCUUCAGGGAAGAAACCGUUUGACAAUCAAGAAGUAAAACAUGUGGACAAAGGUAGUAGCUUUGGACAUGAAUUAAAAUCACGUUGUCGUGGAAGAAAAAGAGCUGUUAGACACAGAAAAAGAAAUGCUUCCACACCUAACACUAUUCCUCAUUUGGCCAAUGAAACCCUUACCAAUCUUUCAAAAUCUCAACCUUGCUUAACUAGUUUUCUUGACAUGCAUGAUUCUAGUGAUGAACAUAAGGAAACACUCCACACUCACCAUCAAUAUUGCAAUCAAGUGUUUCCGAGAUGGGAGUAUUAUCAGAACAUGUAG
Messenger RNA from Chenopodium quinoa (quinoa), 1850 nucleotides. RefSeq lists its product as uncharacterized. The transcript is spliced from 3 exons. NCBI's taxonomy places the organism in Eukaryota, Viridiplantae, Streptophyta, Magnoliopsida, Caryophyllales, Amaranthaceae. Bases 804 to 1850 code for a protein of 348 amino acids. The record is from RefSeq and is a predicted model, not a curated record.